UGGAUGAGAAGAUGUGGAUUUCCCGGCGAGGGGUGCUUAAAAGGGGAGCCAGAACGAGAGACGGGAAGAGAUGGUCGCGGGGUGUGGCCCGCACUGGGGCAAGCUGUUUCCUGGCGCCACCCCUGUGAACUGGGGUGGACGCUUGGGGGCUGGGGCGUGGCGCUGCUACGGGCGGGACCGGGAGCGGCGCUCGGCGUCCUCUGGGAUAGCCGUCGGGGCUGAGAGGCCGGACCCUGGCUCUGGGCGCUCGCCUGAAGCCGCAGCGAGCAGACAGAGAAAGUCUCCCGUCCAGAGCGGCCAGCAGAGAGGAUGGAGCCACGGACAGUGGGAAUUCGUGUGAGCUGAGUGAACCAUUUAUGCAACAUUUGCAAAGAGAAAAAGUCAAAAGGGAAGUCAGAAGUGGAGGAGGCUGACAGUGUGGAGCAAUGGGUGACUGGAGCUUCCUGGGGAGACUAUUGGAGAAUGCACAGGAGCACUCCACAGUCAUUGGCAAGGUGUGGCUGACAGUCCUAUUCAUCUUCAGGAUUAUGGUGCUUGGAGCUGCUGCGGAGGAAGUAUGGGGAGAUGAGCAGUCAGACUUCACCUGCAACACCCAGCAGCCAGGCUGUGAGAACGUCUGCUAUGACCAGGCCUUCCCCAUCUCCCACACCCGCUUCUGGGUGCUGCAGAUCAUCUUUGUGUCCACGCCCACCCUCAUCUACCUGGGGCACGUGCUGCACAUUGUGCGCAUGGAACAGAAGAAGAAAGGGAAGGAACAAGAGCAGGUAAAGGGAGGCAGCCUGAGUCUCAGAUCUGCUGGGCAGUGUUCACCCAGAGACCACAGCCAGGAGGAUAAGAACCCCCUGUGGAAUGACCUCGGCAAGGUCCACAUCACCGGGGCCCUGCUUCGGACCUAUGUUUUCAACAUCAUCUUUAAGACACUAUUUGAAGUGGGCUUCAUUGCUGGACAGUACUUUCUGUAUGGCUUUCAACUGAAGCCACUCUACCGCUGUGACAGGUGGCCCUGCCCCAACACGGUGGACUGCUUCAUCUCCAGGCCCACAGAGAAGACCAUCUUCAUCCUCUUCAUGCUGGUUGUGGCCUGCCUGUCCCUCUUACUCAACAUACUGGAGAUAUACCAUCUGGGCUGGAAGAAGCUUAAACAGGGCAUGACCAACCACUAUGGCCCAAACACCCCUGAUUCAAGGAUGGGGGCCAUAAAACCUGAGGAUAUAAGCCCACUACCCUCCCACCCUACUCCCACCACUGGUACUGUGGGGUGCCCUCCUUACUAUACUCACUCUGCCUUUUCUCUGGGACAGGAAGUGGCCACAGCCUGUCCUGGCUCCCCUCCACCAGCAACUGACUUCAAUGUGACAGCCCCACCCCUGACACGAGGGAAGAGCCUCCCUGACAAAUUGUACAACAGUAACCAUCACCUGCUAAUGACAGAGCAGAACUGGGCCAACCAGGAGACCAAGCAGCAGACAUCUGUUAGGAAGGUCUCCCUGCCCGUGUCCACAUCUUCCUCCUUUACCCCUCCAGGCAGCCCCCAGCCACUCCCACAGGAGGACAGAGUAGGCAGCAAGGAGUCUGUCCAGCUGGAGAAUGGGGACGGCAGCAGCUUGGGAGAGAGCAGACUAGAAGUGAUUCCCGAUGAGGGGCAACAGGUAGUGACCACCGCUGUGGAGAUGCACCUGCCCCAUUUGCCCCCCACAGACACCAGACAGUCAACCAGGGCCAGUAAGUCCAGUGGCAGUCGGGCCAGACCCAACGACUUGGCCAUCUAGUCAGCUCUAUAAUGACCUCUUUUCUAGCCACCAAAGCCAAAGUGCACUUCAAAUGAGCAGGUAGAAAGCCUAGAGGGACAGAGGGCACUGGAGCAGGGGAGGGGGAAGGUCAUCAGAGAGGUCUGGUUUCUGUGUCAGUGCUUGCUGUCCUCCAUGCUGGUGGGGUGGGGAGAACACUGAUGCUUUCUAUGGGGGGUGGGGGAAAGUGGGGUGCAGGGGCUGAUGGCCUUUGAAGGUAUUCACUGCAACCCACAGCCCAGAAUCCAGCCACUCUCUCAGGUGUUUCUGUCUCUCGGGGAACUCUUCUGAGGUGAUAAAGAGGCAGGUGUCUGCAGUCACUUCAUUUUGGGGUCAUUAGGUUUUCUGUCCUGAGCUCUCCAGAGCCUCUGGGCAGCCCAGAAGGCCACAGCUGCACUUAGCGCUAUCUUCUAUUCAACACUUGUAACGUAGAGUCAAAGUUAAUUUGGGAUAUUUGCCAGACUGCACUAACAGGAGACUUAAAGCAAGCCUGUGCAGUGUCGCUGGAGAUUCUGAAAUUUCACAUGAAGCCCAGGAUAUGCAAGUAUGCAAGUGCAGGCUGCAUGACAAGUGACAAUGAUGAGCCGCUCCCCAGAGGCAUAGAUUCGUGGGUGAGGGCACAGAGGCAGCUGGGAAGAAAGCAGGUGGAAAUGCAGCCACACUUGACAUCACUUUUAACAGCUGAGGAAACUGAAAUAAAAGCGUGGCAGGCCCACUUUUGUGUUUGUUUUUAAAUGAUAUGUUUCUGCUUUGAAUUGUACAGAUAGGCUUAUGUUCCCCACUCUCUCCCUUUCAGGAAAAAAACGAGAGAAAUUUAGUACUGUUACAUGGAUGCUGACUGAGGGAGUGCUCACGUUUCCCAUUUGCUACUAGUAAAGAUUUGAAUUUCUUUUACCUGAAAUGCUUUGAGUGCAUGAGUCAGCUUAUUACUAAGACAAUGUACCAGAUAAAAUAAAAGCAGAGAAAAACUUAAGUGACUUUUAUGUACCUGAAAUUGUCAACUUUUUGAAUGGGAAAAGUUAGCUGCUGUUGCC
Messenger RNA from Phyllostomus discolor (pale spear-nosed bat), 2821 nucleotides. Its product is annotated as gap junction alpha-3 protein-like. The coding region runs from base 426 to 1769 and encodes 447 amino acids. Gene Ontology annotation, cellular component: connexin complex. The record is from RefSeq and is a predicted model, not a curated record. Gene Ontology annotation, biological process: cell communication. The transcript is spliced from 3 exons. NCBI's taxonomy places the organism in Eukaryota, Metazoa, Chordata, Mammalia, Chiroptera, Phyllostomidae.